AUGCCUCACAGUAAGAAGAGUCAGUGCUGCAAGCUUGAAGCAAGCCAUGAGGCCCAAAGAAGGCCUCAGGACCCAGUGGAUGCACAGGUUCCUGUAACAGAGAAGGAAACCACCACCUCCUCUCUCUCCCCUUUGAUCCAGGGUACCCCAGAGGUGGUGCCGGCUGCUGGAAAACCAAGUGUUUGCCAGAGUUCUCAGGAAGUCUGCUCCUCCCCCUCCACCAUCAAAGGUGCUCCAUUGAGCAAGCCAAAUGAGGGCUCCAGCAGCCACAAAGAGGGUCCAAGCACCUCCCAGGCUCCACCAGAUCCUGAUUCCUUGCUCAGUGAAGUGCUAAAUCAGAAAGUGGCUGAAUUGGUGCAGUUCCUGAGUGUCAAGUAUGUAACAAAGAAGCCCACCAUGGCGGCAGAAAUGCUGCAGAGUGUCAUCCGAGAGCACAAGGGCCAUUUCCCUGUGAUCUUCAAGAAAGCCUGUGAGUGCAUGGAGGUUGUCUUUGGCAUUGAAGUGAAGGAAGUAGACCCCGUCAACCACUCCUAUGAGCUUGUCAAGAUCCUCAACCUUACCUACGAUGGGAUGCUGAGUAAUGAGCAGGGCAUGCCCAAGACCGGCCUUCUGAUCCUUAUCCUGGGCAUGAUCUUCGUGGAAGGCAAUUGUGCCCCUGAGGAGAAGAUCUGGGAUAUGCUGAAUAAGAUCGGGGUGUUUGCUGGAAAGAAGGAUUUCAUCUAUGGGGAGCCCAGGAAGCUCAUCACCAAAGAUUUAGUGCAGGAGAAGUACCUGGAGUACCGGCAGGUGCCCAACAGUGACCUUCCGUGCUACGAAUUCCUGUGGGGUCCCAGGGCCCACGCUGAAACCAGCAAGAUGCAAGUCUUGAAGUUUUUGGCCAAGGUCAGUGGCACUGCCCCUACUUCCUUCUCAUCCUGGUAUGAGGAAGCCGUGAGAGAUGAGAGAGCACGAGCCGAGGCCAGAGUUGCUGCCACUGAUGAUACUACUGCCAUGGCCAGAGAAAGUUCCAGUGUCCCAUCUGGCAGCUUCUCUUGCCCUAAGUGA
Molecule: messenger RNA, 1044 nt
Organism: Nyctereutes procyonoides (raccoon dog)
Lineage: Eukaryota; Metazoa; Chordata; Mammalia; Carnivora; Canidae
Product: putative MAGE domain-containing protein MAGEA13P
Exons: 1
Coding region: 1-1044 (347 amino acids)
Biological process (GO): negative regulation of transcription by RNA polymerase II
Cellular component (GO): nucleus
Source: RefSeq, a predicted model, not a curated record